This is a messenger RNA of Symbiodinium pilosum, 909 nucleotides long. The record is from the annotation of a GenBank genome assembly. Lineage: Eukaryota; Dinophyceae; Suessiales; Symbiodiniaceae.
AUGUUUGAACUCCAUGCUGAAGACCUUGCGUUUGUGGAGUGUACUCCGCGGUUUCCAGCGCAAGAGCGUCUGGAGCAGGCGUUUGGCAGCCUGGCUCACGUGUUCUCUUGGAAUGAUGGACCAGAAUUUCAUGGCUGGCCACACCGCAGGACUAGAGUCUUGGCUGUAGUGGUCAACAAGGCGACUGUGGACUGGCUGGGGCCAACCAGCCUUCUGGAUCUCCAGAAAGAUUACAGUGAACGUUUCCAUCGACAGACGGUCGUGUCAGGUGAAAUGCUGAUGCUUGCCCCCGAUGAGGAGCGUGUUGAGGAGAUGACAGCCCUGGCGCAUGCACGUAAGAACAAUGUUCAGAUAUCUGAGAUGUCUGAGAUAGUGCGCAGCGGCAACUUGCAGAAGCUUUCCAGUUUGGUUCUGCCGGCAGGCGGAGUGCGUCGUCUGCGUGACUGGCAACAGGUGUUUGAAGCGAAGAUUGCCAAGCCUGAUGCUCGCAAGCCGAGGGCUUUUCUCUGUGAUGUGGACCAUAACCCAUCAACAAAAGGUCCCGCCGAAGGAGAAGUGUGGCCAACUCAGCUCACACAUGGCUCCAUCAUUGCUUUCAAGAGAGAUGAAGAUGGCCAAACAACGUGGAAGAUGGCCACAUCGCUGGAGCAUAUGGGGGCACUCGGUUGGAGAAUGUAUGGGGAGUCAGAUGUGUUCCCCGUGUGCAAAAUGAGAGAUGUGAUUUCAAAGCUGGAGUUGACGCCCCAGCAGGUGAAGAUGCUAGCGGGCAACAGCAUGCAUCUGCGGACGCAGAUGGCAUUCAUGUGGUAUGCGUUGGGGCAUUGCGCUCUGAAGCAGAAGAAGUUUGGUCCAGAGCAUGUUAGCUUCCAGCGUGUAAGCACAUUCGAGAAAUUCGAAGACUCUCAGUGA